UUAAUAUGGUGGAAGAAUCGGCCUUAAAAUAUUGAGUCUGAUCCGCAUGGGUUAGGGUUUUAACGCAAUCCCUCGCCACCCUCAUUUACGAUAUCUCGUACCGAAGGCCUUCUUUUGAAGAGAAGUGGUUCAGCAUAACAGACAGUGAGAUGGGAACAAAGGUAAAGAAAGCUAUGAAGAAGAAUAUGAAAAAGGCUUCCUCUAACAACCCAUCUCAGGGUGCUGAUUUUUUGCCCUUGGAAGGUGGUCCUGGUCGCAAGCUCGCCGAACAGAAGCCGCCGGAGAAUACCUCCACGGUACUGUACGUGUCCAGGAUUCCGCAUGGAUUCUAUGAGAAGGAGAUGGAAGGUUAUUUUGGUCAAUUUGGAACCGUCAAGAGGUUGAGAAUCGCGAGAAAUAAAAAGACAGGAAAAUCAAGACAUUUUGGGUACAUAGAAUUUGAAUCUCCUGAGGUAGCGAAAAUUGUAGCUGAUACUAUGCACAAUUAUCUCCUUUUCGAGCACCUUCUCCAAGUUCAUGUUGUACCUCCGGAGCAUGUUCAUUCAAGAUUAUGGAAAGGAUUCAGUUAUCGUCACAAGCCAGUGGAUUAUGUCCGAAUUGAACGGAAGCGUCAUGACAAGGAAAGAACCUUAGAAGAGCACAAAAAGUUGGUGGAUAGGAUUGUAAGACAUGACCAAAAACGACGGAAAAGGAUAGAGGCUGCUGGCAUUGAUUACGAAUGCCCUGAGAUUAUUGGUAACCUCCAGCCUGCUCCAAAGAAAAUAAAAUUUGAUGACUGAGUUGGUAACUUGAGAAUAGACAGCUGAACUACCAUGUCACAGGGUUCACAACACCGGAGUCUGCAGGUUUAGGAUUUUGUAGUAUUAAUAUUUUCACAGUUUUGGAACUUAGUUCUGAAACCUUUGUGUCCCUCAAAUGUGUUUACAGGAAGCAUGAUCCUUUUUAUAUAUUCAUAAACAUUCAUAAACAUUUUAAGCAGUUGAUCACCUUCAGGCU
Vigna unguiculata (cowpea) is the source of this 996-nucleotide messenger RNA. Its product is annotated as putative RNA-binding protein C1827.05c. The record is from RefSeq and is a predicted model, not a curated record. Gene Ontology annotation, molecular function: RNA binding. Lineage: Eukaryota; Viridiplantae; Streptophyta; Magnoliopsida; Fabales; Fabaceae.